This is a messenger RNA of Chlorocebus sabaeus (green monkey), 2673 nucleotides long. RefSeq names its product A-kinase anchoring protein 14 (gene AKAP14). The record is from RefSeq and is a predicted model, not a curated record. Gene Ontology annotation, molecular function: protein kinase A regulatory subunit binding. Gene Ontology annotation, cellular component: cAMP-dependent protein kinase complex. Lineage: Eukaryota; Metazoa; Chordata; Mammalia; Primates; Cercopithecidae.
GCCUCGGAAAGCCCAGGACAGUAGGUCAGUGUACUUCCGACCCGCCCCGCCCAUCGGCUCUUGGGGAACGGAGAGGACGCACUCCACGUGGCCAGGCCUGCAUCAGGCUCUGGCUCUGUCGCCCAGGCUGUAAUGCAGUGGUACGAUCAUGGCUCACUGUAGCCUCGACCUCCCGGGCUCAAGUGAUCGUCCAUCUCAGCCUCCCAAGUACCUGAGACCACAGAAGCGCGCCGCCACACUCGGCUAAUUUUUGUUACUGGGGCGGCGCGUCUUGGUGCAGUCUCCACGUUCUUUCAGAACAACGCGGGCGCAUCGCUGGACCACGCGCCAGCCGGCAGCCGGCGCCGCCUCCCUGCCCCCCGUAGUCCGGAUGCUUCCAGAGGCCCGUGGCGGGGGUGUGGCGCGGGGGGUGGGGAGUCGGGUGGGAGUUACGGCUUCCCAAGCACCCAAGUCUGUUUUCUUCCCGAGGAGGGAGGGGCUGAGCUUGGCAAGCCUCUAGCCAGCUUCUCCUGCUCUGCCCCACCUGCUCCUCCCAGCUCUCCCCUCCAUCUCGGCUUGCAAGCCAUUUUCUCCACUCAUACCUGCACUAGCAUCUGAGCAGGGAGUAGUGUGGAAGAACCUGUUCUCCGCGCUGCGUGAGGAUUCAAAAGACCUCUCGACCUACAGAGCCCUGGAAACCAAAAUUUGUGCAUUUCAGUAAGGGGCUUGGCUGCGAGUAAGAGCACUUGCAAACAUUCCAUCUGGCAAUCUGAGAGAAGCUACUGAGAGAAUCCUGAGACAUCCCCAGCUACCUACCACUGCUCCUGUUUCAAGCAAAGAAGAUCUGCUCACUCUGGAAAAAGCAAAUGAGUGAGACUCAAAAUUCAACAAGUCAGAAAGCAAUGGAUGAGGAUAACAAAGCCGCAAGCCAAACAAUGCCGAAUACACAAGAUAAGGACUACGAGGAUAAAUUGACUCAAGUAGCUCUAGCUUUGGUUGAGGAUGUCAUCAAUUAUGCUGUUAAGAUUGUGGAAGAGGAGCAAAACCCUUUGAAAAACAUCAAGUGGAUGACUCACGGUGAAUUCACUGUGGAAAAGGGUCGUAAACAAAUUGACGAAUAUUUUUCGAAGUGUGUUUCUAAAAAAUGCUGGGUACACGGCGUAGAGUUUAUAGAGAGGAAAGACAUAAUUCACAGCUUCCUAUACAUCUACUAUGUACACUGGAGUAUCUCAACUGCUGGGCUACCUGUAGCACAAAUCUCUGCUGGUACCUACUUCACCAUGAAGGUCUCCAAAACCAAACCGCCGGAUGCACCCAUUGGUGUUUUUUAUGUAGGUGACCACCAAGCAUUAGUUCACAGACCAGGAAUGGUUCGCUUUCGAGAAAACUGGCAGAAGAAUCUUACUGAUGCCAAAUACAGUUUCAUGGAGUCGUUCUCCUUCUUAUUCAAUCGUGUCUGAUUCUUACAGGAUGUCUUAGGAUUGUUUUUCUCAUCAGGAUAUAUUAAAAAUACAGUACAGCACAUCAAACCACAGAAUAUUUAUUAAGUAAUAAACUUGUGGCACACAAUCCAGCUGUAUUUUUUUGCAUUCAUUUUCCAUUCUGCAACCUCUAUCACAUUAGCAGAAUAACCAGUAAGUUGUUUUCUAUUUUCUAAAAUAUUUUUUUCCGUCACUAUAUGCAUCACUUCUGAGUCUUACAGGUAUAGAGCUGAGUUUAGAGAGUUGCUAAAAUUCACCUAUCGGACCAAACUAAGGUUGGUCCUUGGCUGUUUGUUCCCCAUCUGAGCCUAAGUCUCGAGCUCAGACACAUCUCUUUAUGGGCACAACUGGGGAACAACAAAAUGGCAACAGUUCUACAGCUCAUAAUAUAACCAGUCUGAAGGGUUCCCCUACUCACAGACUCCUUCAUUUACUGGGAGUUAAGCCUCACUGUUAAAUAAUUUAUUUUGAAACUGGAAAACCGGGCAUGCUGCCUUCCACAAUACACCACUAUACUCAUGAUGGCAGGAGGGUGGCUUGGGGACUAGGGGCAAUGACACGGGAAGGAUUCAAUCAUUGCCCUUACUUAUCUUUGAUCUUCUUCCCAUCCUCACACUGAAUAAUCACUUGUUCCUACCUUCCCUGUGAACCUCUCUUGCCUGGCUGCAAAAUUUUAAGACACCAAAGACAAAAUUACAUUAUGCUCUGAGUGAUUACUUACAAGUACAUCAGAAUACUUAUUUACAUAGAAAAGCACUGGAAAGGAGGAACACAAAAUAUGAAAGACAAUUGAUACGGUACUGAAAUUUUUCUUUUUUUUUUAACUGUAAGAAAUUUGUGCAAUAAAUAAAAAAGGAGGGAAAACCAUAUCAGAGCAACAGGCAAGGAGGUGGCAAACUAGGUAAGUCUCCUUGGAGAAUAAAAAAUAUAUUUAAAAUACAAUAGCCCUACUAUAACUGAUUUAUGGCUCAGGUGACUAAACACAAUUUGAAGCAGUAACAACACUCAUGAGCUGAAAAUAAAAUACUUUUAGCCGUUUUAUUCUUCCUGCCUCUUUCCCAAAGAAUAUGCCAAUGAAGCUGUUCUUGAUGUCACAAUAUUCAUAUAUAACAAAAUUUCUGCAUUUAAACUACCUUGCCUACUGAAAAUAGGAGAACAUAAUAAUUUCAUCUCUAGGAACCAGUAACCAAAAAAAAAAAAUGUCCUUAGAGAU